CAUACCUCCCGAGGGGGGCGGGAGGUGUCACUGUAACAGCCUGCGUGCUGCCUUCAGUUGGUCCGCGGGGUCGGGGCUGACAGGAAUGCGCUCCAACCAGGCAUAUGUCCUUCCUGCCUCGAACUGUCGUGUUGCACGCCAAACGCAGCCACUACGCCGACUAUGUAAAAUACGACGCGCCCAAGUGGCAGUCGCAGUCUUGCAAUCCCGCCGCCCUGUCCGUCAACAUCGAGGCCCGCGCGGCCGCCCUGGAGCACUAUACCGUCGCACUGCCCCUGUUUGCGCCGCCCCCGCGGACGUCGGCGCUCGAGCGGGCCGGCGACCUCCUGCAGGACAGCGACAGGGUCCUGUACCUGAACCUGGAGCAGGACACGGUCGUGCUGCUCGGUGACCUGCAAUACGUGCAUAUCAUGAAACUGCUGGAUGAUUUUCGCCGGCUCGACAGGCCCCGCACCUGGAGCCCUCGCGCCGCUUACGGGAAGGGGCUGCGAAGACUGGCCAUGAGCGUCGCCUUCUGGACACACGACGUUGGCGCGGCCGCCCUCGAAAUGUUUGCCCGCAAGGCCUUGGCUGAUAUCGAGGAGUUCAUCCUCUUCACGUAUGCCAAGCCUUUGCCCCCAAGCGACUGGCGCGGGCUCUGUGUGCUCAAAGAGGUCGAUGUCGACGGAGGUUUUUACCGGGACUUCAGGAUGGGGAGAGGCAGGCAGUUUCGUGUCAAGGAUGGUUGGAUGGUUGUCGGCAAAGGGCCGAUGAAGCUGGCAGAUAUCUACUUCCAGGGAGGGUGGUGAGAAGCUGCACAUCGCCCCCCGGGCGCCUUUGACUCUCAUUUUCUUGUUUUCUUUCCUUGCUUGUUUCUUUCCUUCUCUGUUUUCAACAUUGCCGUACGCCGUAAGUAUCCCUUCUUCCAUGGUUGUAUCACCCCGGGUGUCUUUUCUUGGCGGUGUCGACAUGUACUACCUCGUUGUGUCCCGACUCCGUAUCUGCGUCUUCUGUCGUCAGCGGACGGCCAGCUCCGCAAAGAGCAGAGCGUACAAGUAAGUGUCUUUGCACGCUCUGAAGCCUAGGUUAGCACAUGACGAAUUGGGUUUCCUUGAAAUAACCAUCAAG
Messenger RNA from Thermothelomyces thermophilus ATCC 42464, 1107 nucleotides. RefSeq lists its product as uncharacterized. The record is from RefSeq and is a predicted model, not a curated record. Bases 105 to 788 code for a protein of 227 amino acids. The transcript has a single exon. Lineage: Eukaryota; Fungi; Ascomycota; Sordariomycetes; Sordariales; Chaetomiaceae.